This is a messenger RNA of Oldenlandia corymbosa var. corymbosa, 534 nucleotides long. The record is from the annotation of a GenBank genome assembly. Lineage: Eukaryota; Viridiplantae; Streptophyta; Magnoliopsida; Gentianales; Rubiaceae.
AUGUUGGUCUAUCAGGAUUUACUCACCGGCGACGAGCUUCUAUCAGACUCGUUUGCGUACAAGGAGAUUGAGAAUGGGAUCCUUGCAAGGAGCCCUAAGGUGGACAUUGGUGCUAACCCCUCUGCAGAAGGCGGGGAGGAAGAUGAAGGCGUCGACGAUCAGGCCGUGAAGGUUGUCGACAUUGUCGACACCUUUAGGCUUCAGGAGCAGCCUCUGUUUGACAAGAAGCAGUUUGUGGCAUACAUGAAGAAGUACGUCAAGUUGUUGACGCCCAAGCUGGAUGAAGAGAAGCAAGAACUGUUUAAGAAGAACGUCGAGGCCGCCACCAAAUUCUUGCUCUCGAAGAUCAAAGACCUCCAAUUCUUUGUUGGGGAGAGCAUGGCAGAUGAUAGCUCCUUGGUGUUUGCUUACUACAAGGAUGGAGCCACUGAUCCUACUUUCUUGUAUUUUGGCGUUGGCCUCAAGGAAUCAAGUGCUAACUAUGUAAAAAGCAAAGAUCCUGCCGCCUUCAAGUGUUUAAUUAAGAGAGAUUAA